Molecule: messenger RNA, 770 nt
Organism: Cornus florida
Lineage: Eukaryota; Viridiplantae; Streptophyta; Magnoliopsida; Cornales; Cornaceae
Product: kunitz trypsin inhibitor 5-like
Exons: 1
Coding region: 51-662 (203 amino acids)
Molecular function (GO): endopeptidase inhibitor activity
Source: RefSeq, a predicted model, not a curated record
UUCAAUAUAUCCCUCAAACCUUCAUCAAACACAACCUACACACUACCAAAAUGAAGCUCAUUAUGGCACUUCUACCACUCUCAUUCCUCGUCAUUGCCUCACUCACCGGAGCCGACUCCGCCUCCGCUCCCUCUCCGGUGCUCGACGUCACCGGCAAGAUACUCCGGACCGGCGUCGACUACUACAUAUUGCCGGUUUUCCGUGGCAGGGGCGGCGGACUAACCCUAGCCAGCACCGGAAACGAGACGUGCCCACUUGACGUGGUCCAGGAACAGCAAGAAGUGGACAAUGGCCUCCCAUUGACCUUCACGCCGGUGAACCCCAAGAAAGGCGUUGUGCGUGUGUCCACCGACCUCAACAUCAAGUUCUCUGCGUCCUCAAUCUGUGUCCAAACCACUCUGUGGAAGCUCGACAACUAUGACGAAUCUACAGGGCAGUACUUCGUGACCACCGGUGGGGUUGAAGGCAACCCCGGUCGCGAAACGUUGAGCAACUGGUUCAAGAUUGAGGUGUAUGGAGAUGAUUACAAGCUUGUUUUCUGUCCCACUGUGUGCGAUACCUGCAAAGUUAUAUGCAGAGAUGUGGGUAUUUUUAUUGAGAAUGGAAUCAGGCGUUUGGCUCUCAGUGAUGUGCCUUUCAAGGUUAUGUUCAAGAAGGCCUAAAAGAUGUAAAAAUGGUAACUGAUAUUAUUAUACUGGUGGUUCUAAUAAGGGAUUAAUUGUAAUUUUCUUAUGAUAUUUCAAUAAAGGCUGCAAAUAUAUAUAUAUAUA